Molecule: messenger RNA, 754 nt
Organism: Quercus robur (English oak)
Lineage: Eukaryota; Viridiplantae; Streptophyta; Magnoliopsida; Fagales; Fagaceae
Exons: 2
Coding region: 258-560 (100 amino acids)
Source: RefSeq, a predicted model, not a curated record
GCUCAACUCCGAAUUUGCAACAGUAAGCUAUAAGAAUCUUGAGCUUGACUUGUAGUGCAUGUGGUUGUGAGCGCAAUUGGAGUGUGUUUGAGCAGAUUCACACCAAAAAAAGGAAUAGACUUGCACAAAAACGACUAAAUGAUCUGGUCUUUGUGAAGUAUAAUCAAAAGAUGAAGGCACGAUAUGAUAAGCGUGAUGUUACUGAUCCCAUCUCCUUAGAUGAUAUAGAUGAAAGUAAUGAAUGAUUGUUGGGGGAAAUGGGUGCUGAACCAUCUAUGAAUGUUGAAGAUGAGUUGGUUUUUGAUGAUGAUGAUGAUGGUUUGACAUGGGGUGUAGUGGCAAGAGCUGCUGGUGUUGGAGAACCAAGGAAGAAUACUAGAUUCCAAAAAAAAUCAAGGGCAAGCUCAAAGGCCUCAACAUCACAACCAAAUAUUGAAGAGGAAGAUGCUGAUUCUGAUUCUGAUGAGACCGAGGAAGAGAAUGUUGAUGGUUAUAAAUCUGGUUCAAGUGGCUUUGAAAGUGAUGGAAACUUGAGUGAAGACUCUGAUGAUGACCUUUAGAUUAAAAUAACACCACAUUCAGGCUAUUAAAUAGGCUAAUGGGCAGAAUGUUCAAUCUUCAAAUGCUUUUGUUUUGUCAUGGAUAGUCAUGAAGUUCAAUCUUCAAUGUUUUGUUAGGAGUUUUCUUCUUUCUAAUAUGAAGUUAUGAACAAUAUUUUGGUUUAAUAUUCAAAUUUAGUUGAUAUUUGGAUGGA